AUGCAGUGCAGAUACAUGUGGCCUCGAACCAGAGCAACUCACAGUCGGGCGAGUGGCCUGUACUUCUUCCUCUUUAUUCAGGAUUCUGAAUCCCUUGGUGACAAUAGUUUGUGUCAUACAGAACAGAUUUUUUUCCAAGCUAAACUUGGGCUGGGUUUGAGUUCUGGUUCUGUUACCAGCUGUGUGACCUGGUGCACUAAGGUUUGUCCCUUGGACAUGAAUGAAACCCUUCAGAACUGGUGUAGCCUCCGCCUUGUCCUGCCUGAAUGUAAUGACUCCAGGGGUAAGGUGGGGCUUACUAACGGGUUUCUUACAUUUAUAGACUCUGGCUGUGUAGAGCGGAGCUGA
Messenger RNA from Rangifer tarandus platyrhynchus (Svalbard reindeer), 348 nucleotides. The record is from the annotation of a GenBank genome assembly. Lineage: Eukaryota; Metazoa; Chordata; Mammalia; Artiodactyla; Cervidae.